AAAUGGACCACUCCACACCUGAGCUGCCGCCAAGCUAACUCAAUCGGAGCCGGCGCAUUUGAGAAGGCGCCUGUGAGGGUCGCUCCUCAGCCGCCGCGCUCCCACUCCGCGCCGCCGCGACUCUGCCCGCCCCGAAGGUGGACGUGAAGCUCCAACACCUCGACUUCUGGGCCAGCCUCCAUGGCCAGGUCCCGGGACUGCUGGACUGGGACAUGGGGAACGAGCUCUUUCUGGCCUUCACCACAUCUCACCUCUCCUUAGCCGAGCAGAAACUUGCCAGGUAUAAACUCCGAAUUGUUAAGCCACCAAAAUUACCCCUCGAGAAAAAACCCAACCCUGAUAAGGAUGGUCCAGAUUAUGAACCCAACCUCUGGAUGUGGGUAAACCCCAACAUCGUGUAUCCCCCUGGAAAGCUGGAGGUCUCAGGACCUAGGAAGAGGGAGGAUCUGACAAGCACACUCCCCUUAUCUCAGCCACCACAGAAGGAGGAAGAUGCCAGCUGCUCAGAAGCCACAGGGGUGGAAUCACUGUCCCGGUCCUCCAGCAAGUGGUCUCCCCCUCGGAAGCGCUUUGCCUUUUCCCCCAGCACUUGGGAGCUCACAGAAGAGGAGGAGGCUGAGGACCAGGAAGACAGCUCCUCUGUGGCUCUCCCAUCCCCUCACAAAAGGGCCCCCCUCCAGAGUCGGAGGCUUCGGCAAGCCAGCAGCCAGGCGGGGAGGCUCUGGUCCCGGCCCCCUCUCAAUUACUUCCACCUAAUUGCCCUGGCAUUAAGAAACAGUUCCCCCUGUGGCCUCAACGUGCAACAGAUCUACAGUUUCACUCGAAAACACUUCCCCUUUUUCCGGACAGCCCCAGAAGGCUGGAAGAAUACUGUCCGUCACAAUCUCUGUUUUCGAGACAGCUUUGAGAAAGUGCCUGUCAGCAUGCAGGCCGGGGCCAGCACACGGCCUCGAUCUUGCCUCUGGAAGUUGACGGAGGAGGGACACCGCCGCUUUGCGGAGGAGGCUCGCGCCUUGGCUUCCACUCGGCUGGAAAGUAUCCAGCAGUGCAUGAGCCAGCCAGAUGUGAUGCCCUUCCUCUUUGAUCUUUAACCCCAAGAAGCAGGAGCCAGCUAAUGCUUUAUUAAAUUUACCCUCA
Rhinopithecus roxellana (golden snub-nosed monkey) is the source of this 1137-nucleotide messenger RNA. RefSeq names its product forkhead box R1 (gene FOXR1). The record is from RefSeq and is a predicted model, not a curated record. Gene Ontology annotation, molecular function: sequence-specific double-stranded DNA binding; DNA-binding transcription factor activity. Gene Ontology annotation, biological process: regulation of DNA-templated transcription. NCBI's taxonomy places the organism in Eukaryota, Metazoa, Chordata, Mammalia, Primates, Cercopithecidae. The coding region runs from base 213 to 1091 and encodes 292 amino acids. The transcript is spliced from 6 exons. Gene Ontology annotation, cellular component: nucleus.